AUGUGCGAGGCUGAGACGAGUGUGGCUGAGACGUGCAUGGCUGAGAUGUGCGUAGCUGAGAUGUGCAUGGCUGAGACGUGCAUGGCUGAGAUGUGCGUAGCUGAGAUGUGCAUGGCUGAGAUGUGCAUGGCUGAGAUGUGUGUAGCUGAGAUGUGCAUGGCUGAGACGUGCAUGGCUGAGAUGUGUGUAGCUGGGACGUGCAUGGCUGAGAUGUGCGUAGCUGAGAUGUGCAUGGCUGAGACGUGCAUGGCUGAGACGUACGUAGCUGAGACGUGCAUGGCUGAGAUGUGCAUGGCUGAGAUGUGUGUAGCUGAGAUGUGCAUGGCUGAGACGUGCAUGGCUGAGAUGUGCGUAGCUGAGAUGUGCAUGGCUGAGAUGUGCAUGGCUGAGAUGUGUGUAGCUGAGAUGUGCAUGGCUGAGACGUGCAUGGCUGAGACAUGCAUGGCUGAGAUGUGCGUAGCUGAGACGUGCGUAACUGAGACGUGCAUGGCUGAGAUGUGCAUGGCUGAGACGUGCAUAGCUGAGACGUGCAUGGCUGAGAUGUGCAUGGCUGAGACGUGCAUGGCUGGGACGUGCAUGGCUGAGAUGUGCAUGGCUGAGACGUGCAUGGCUGAGAUGUGUGUAGCUGGGACGUGCAUGGCUGAGAUGUGCGUAGCUGAGAUGUGCAUGGCUGAGAUGUGCAUGGCUGGGACGUGCACGGCUGAGAUGCGCAAGCUCGAGAAGCACAUGGCUGAGAUGAGUGUGGCUGAGAUGAACAUGGCUGAGACAUGCAAACUUGAGACAUGCAUGGCUGAGACGUGCACGGCUGAGAUGUGCAAGCUCGAGACAUACAUGCCUGACACAUGCGAGCUUGAGACGUGCAUGGCUGAGAUGUGCAUGGCUGAGACAUGCAUGCCUGAGACAUGCAAGCUUGAGACACGCAUGGCUGAGACAGGCAUGCCUGAGAUGUGCGUGCCUGAGAUGUGCAUGCCUGAGACGUGCAUGCCUGAGACGUGCAUGGCUUAG
This is a messenger RNA of Pelecanus crispus (Dalmatian pelican), 1005 nucleotides long. Lineage: Eukaryota; Metazoa; Chordata; Aves; Pelecaniformes; Pelecanidae. The record is from RefSeq and is a predicted model, not a curated record.